Messenger RNA from Dreissena polymorpha, 1332 nucleotides. RefSeq lists its product as uncharacterized. Lineage: Eukaryota; Metazoa; Mollusca; Bivalvia; Myida; Dreissenidae. The record is from RefSeq and is a predicted model, not a curated record. Bases 1 to 1332 code for a protein of 443 amino acids. The transcript has a single exon.
AUGCUGGAUACAAACACAUUGCGAUCGGGAACGGAUGCUCAAGAAGUCUUCGAUGAUGAAGACCCACUACUGGCGUUACUGAGAUCACAGAGUGACCCAGAGGCAAACACCGACUUACCACACUCCACAACAGCUUACAAGGGUGAUGAAUCUCCGAGGAAGCCAAGAAUAUCCUGGCCGAAAACGUCAGACAAGAAAGCAUGGAAAGACCUGGACGAUGACCUUCAUGCAAUACUGGAGACAGCACUCCAAGGAGCAGUUGAGAGAAAGCUGGUUGCUUUAACCAACCUUGUCUACACAGUUGGGAAAGAAAGAUUCGGUCUGACUAUCCAGAAAACCACCAAGAAACCUGUACAGAUGAAUAGAAGGCAGCGACAGAUAAAGGGCAUCAGGAGUGAACUGAAGGUUUUGCGAAGGAGAUAUAGGCAUGCCAGGGAAGAAGAAAAGCCAGGGCUGAAGCAGUUAAGAGACAGCCAGAGGGAACAACUUUUAAACCUAUGCAAGGCAGAACAACUUCGUGAGAAAAGAAGGAAAAAGGCCAAACGUCGUGCUGAGUUCAUUGCAAAUCCAUUCAAGUUCUCUAAUAACCUGCUAAACAAAGAGAAAUCGGGCAAGCUAGAGAGCAGCAUGGAAGAAAUUACACAGUUCCUAACUGAAACGCACUCUGAUGAUAUCCGAGACGUACCGUUAGGCAACUGCCAGAGAAUAGAACCAGUACCAGAACCCACAACACCUCUAGAUACCAAAGAACCUGCACUGAAAGAGGUUUCAGAAGUAGUUCAAAAGGCAAGAGCAGGGUCGGCCCCAGGACCAAAUGGUAUCCCUUACAAGGUGUAUAAGAUGUGCCAUAAACUUCUACGACGCUUAUGGAAUCUUCUGAAAGUGGUUUGGAGGAAAGGUAAAGUUCCGGAUUGUUGGCAACAGGCAGAAGGAAUAUUUACACCAAAGGAAAAGGAUUCGAAGACCGUCACCCAAUUCAGAACCAUUUCCUUACUGAACGUUGAGGGGAAAAUCUUCUUUGCUGUGCUGGCCAAGAGAAUGACGAAGUAUCUGACAUCAAACCAAUACAUUGAUACCUCAGUGCAAAAGGGAGGCGUCCCAGGGUUCUCUGGAUGUGUGGAACAUACAAGCGCCCUCAGUCAGAUCAUCAGGGAAGCAAAGAUUAACCAAAAAGACCUCACUGUUGUCUGGCUUGACCUUGCCAAUGCGUAUGGCUCCAUACCACACAAGCUAAUUGAGACCGCACUGAAGCACUACCACAUCCCAGACCAUGUGCAACAGAUUAUCAAUGGGUACUUCAGUAACAUACAACUACGGUUUGCUGUACUGUAG